Conger conger (European conger) is the source of this 2707-nucleotide messenger RNA. RefSeq names its product dystrotelin (gene dytn). Gene Ontology annotation, cellular component: plasma membrane. The record is from RefSeq and is a predicted model, not a curated record. Bases 117 to 2153 code for a protein of 678 amino acids. Lineage: Eukaryota; Metazoa; Chordata; Actinopteri; Anguilliformes; Congridae. Gene Ontology annotation, molecular function: calcium ion binding; zinc ion binding. The transcript has 14 exons. Gene Ontology annotation, biological process: synaptic signaling.
CAGUGCUAAUUUUGUACUGUACCGUGCAAAAUUAAUAAACAGUUGUUUUUUUUCGAACCGAGAGUGAAGGAUACAACACCCGAAGAUUCUACAAAAAAGUGCACUUAUUCUGCCUCAUGGAUCUCGACGUGAUAGAAGGGCUGAAUGAGGUGGUGCCUGCCGUGUACCGCGCUGCCUUCAAGCUCCGGUCCCUGCAGAAUCUCUGCCAGAUGCACGUGGUCAGGCUGUCUGCGAUUGGCCCGGCGCUGCACAGGCUGGGCGUGGCUGUGGGCCCCGGGGGCGGGGUCACAGAGGCUGAGAUGGGGCGGAGCCUGGGACAGCUGUUCCGGGGCGUGUCGGCGGAGCUCCCCGGCCAGGUCCCCCCGGGAGGCGCAGAGCAGACCUCCAGACUCCUCUUCAGGCUGUUCGACCGGGAGCAGACAGGCUGCAUCUCCCUGCGGUCCGUGGAGGCGGCACUGACUGCGCUCUCAGGAGACACGCUUUCUGCUAAACACGCAGCUCUGUACCAGCUGGCGGAGCGCUGCAGCGGAAGACAGGGCAGAGAGAGCGGCACAGUGAGUCGGAGCGGCCUGAGAGCUCUGCUGGAGGACCUGAGCCAGAUCCCUGCAGUGGUGCAGGAGAGCCACGUGUUCGGUGCAGUGGAGAGCGCAGUCCGGACCUGCUUCCAGGGGGUGCUCAGCGCGGGCGUGUCAGAGGAGGUCUUCCUGCGCUGGCUGCGCUCUGAGCCCAGGCUGCUGCUCUGGCUCUCCACCCUCUACAGGCUCUCUGUCAGUGAGGCCGUGCUGCACCGUGUGCGCUGCCACGUCUGCAAGGCCUUCCCCAUCACCGGCCUCAGGUAUCGCUGUCUGAAGUGUGUGAAUGUGCACCUGUGCCAGACCUGCUUCCUGACUCACAAACGCAGCAGGAAACACAAACCCUCACACCCAGUGAUGGAGCACUGCACCCAGCCUUCUUUCAGGGAGUCUCUGACCUCGCUGGCACACAGCGCACGCCACACGCUGAUGAGGAGGCGAUUGGCCACGAGGGAGGCGGAGAGGAGGAGCGCACUCUGCACAGAGAUUCCUCCCAGAAUGCCGUGCAGUGCCCCCACAGCAUCCGUCUUGUCACAGACCACACCUCCUCAGACACGGGAGCCUCCCCCUGGUCCCAGCGCCACGCCCCGGCAGCCCAGCGCCACGCCCCGGCAGCCCAGCGCCACGCCCCGCCAGCCCCGGCUCAAGUCAAAGGGCUUACAGACGGACACAGCGCUGCAGCCUCAGAGGAAGACGUCGCUUCUGAAAAAAGACCUGAGUCAGACACGGAUGGCGGUACGGGAUCUGCAGAGAGAGAAGUGGCAGUUGGAGAAACAGUUGCAGGCAUGGAGAGAAACUGUAGAGUCAGAGCAUUCCUCUCUAGAGGACAAGUGCUGUCACUUAGAGGCCACAGUGGAAGUCCUGACCCAACACAACCAGAACCUCCAGGACGAGCUGGCCCAGAUUCGGCUGCUACCACUCUACAUGAUUCCUGUGCCUGGCGUCUCCCUGGCAACUGUAAGUGGUGAAGGAGCGGGAGACUCGGAGACGUGGGAAUCAGAGAGGGAGCAAACGGCCGGUGAGCGCCCCCUGCAGGAAGAGGAGGCUCCCACAGAGGUGCAGGUCAGCGAGAGUGAGGAAGAGCCCAAAGCAACACAGACCCCUGGUGCUGGUGACGCUGACCCCCAGUGCGGGGGAGACCCGGCUCACAGCCCCCAACAGGAGGAGGACCAGGGGUGUGCUGGGAAGGCUCUGGUGGACCGAUCAGAAAGCCUUCUGGAGCAGGAGGAGGAACUGGGUGACCUGGUGCUGCACCUUAAGAGUGCACUCGCUGUUGACAGAUGCACAGGUGCUGGGUCUGUGCAGACGCAGGAGCUGCUGGCUGCAGCUGAGGCAGUGGAAGACUCCGUGUCGCAGCUGGUCUGCGCAGUCAGCUCCUACGCCCUCGCGUCCCAGCCCCGCCCACCGCACGGGCCCGCACUCUCAACCAAUCAGGCCGCAGCACUCAGCCAGCUGCGCAGUCACUGCACACAGUGGGCCUCCGCCCGCAGCUGCAGCCGCAGCCAAUCCACCGCGCAGACGCACUCAACCGCAGCCGGGCGGCCGCUCUGGGCUUCAGGACACCAAAAGCGAAAAGUAUAAAAAUAUCCAGAAAAUAUUGAGAAUAUUGUGAAGUAAGCACACAGAAGAGGCCCCAAAAUAAAAUAAUUUUGUUGUUUUUUUAUUGAACUUCUUCCAUCUGAUUGUGAAGCAGUGUGAGGAGGGUUCACAAGAUGGGAGGGGUUAUCUGUGUGGGUGGGGAUAGGUGGGGUUAACAUAGACCUGACCCCCAGUGAUUGCUACGGCAGCACGGGGAAAACAGAGAAGCAGCGAGCUUCGCUGCAGGCUGGAGUUGGGAAACAGCGGCCAUUCUGUGCCUGUGUGGAGACUGAGGGACACAGAGCAGGGCUGCUUCCCUCCUCCACUCUGCAGAUGCACCUCGUUCUCCUCUCUUCACUUUGGAUUUGGCAAAUCCGACAUUUUAUUUUUUACAUUUCUUUAAAUAGUCAAAUAAAAACACAGAUGUGGGAGUGGCCAAGCAUAUAAAAAAAUCGCCUUAUCGGUAUUAAUAAUAUUACCAUUGUUAUUGUUUACAUUUAUUAACCCAUAAGCUUGUGCAAUACCUUUCUUUGCAUAGUAAAUAAAACUUAAAUGGU